GAAUUCAUUUUUCUCCUAUCUGUGGUAGUCAAAGGAAAAUAAUGUCGUUGUCGUUUGAUCCAAAUAAGACCAUACCCGAAAUAUUUGAAGGGAAAAGUGUUUUCAUUACAGGUGGUAGUGGUUUCAUUGGAAAAGUUUUGAUAGAGAAACUUUUGAGGUCGUGUCCAGGAAUAAAAAAUAUUUACGUUUUGGUGAGGCCUAAGAAGAACAAAAAUAUUCAGGAGAGGGUCAGAGCUCUCUUUGAUGUUCCUUUAUUCGAUCAACUGAGAAGAGAUAAUAUGGCAGUCAUCAAAAAAGUGAUAGGUAUUGAAGGAGAUAUCACAAAGAUUAAUCUUGGAAUGAAUGAGACUGAUACUUCAUUACUCAUUGACAACGUGUCGAUAAUAUAUCAUAUCGCAGCUUCUGUGAGAUUCAACGAUUCUUUGAAAUCAGCCAUUUUUGCCAACACCCGGAGCACUAGAGAAGUUAUCGCAUUGGCCAAACGAUGUGCAUCAAUGGAUGUAUUCGUUCACUGUUCAACGGCGUACAGCAAUUUUGAUCAAAACGUGAUAGAAGAGAAGGUGUAUCCCCCAAAACAUGAUUGGAGGAUAGCGAUAGAAUUGGCUGAAAAAUACGACGACAUGACCUUACAAGUAUUGACAGAAAAAUAUAUCGAUCCAUUGCCAAAUACGUAUACUUUCACUAAAGGGAUGGCAGAACAACUCGUGAUAGAUUUGUGUACGAAUCAAAUCCCAGCUAUUAUAACAAGGCCGUCCAUCGUUCUACCAAGCUCGAGAGAUCCUAUAGAUGGAUGGGUUGACAAUUUCAAUGGACCCAUGUCUAUUAAUUUAUUGGCGGGAAAAGGAUUGGUGAGAGUGAUAUAUGCUGAUGAAGAUAGUGAGCACGAUAAUGUUUUUGUCGACAACACAGCUAAAGCUCUAGUCAUAGCAACUUGGAAAAAAAUCUUUCAGUCCAAAAACCCUAUCAUUGAAGUAUACAACAUCGCAUCGGAUAUGAAUUUUACCCAUAAAUUCAUGAGAGAUGAAGGCAAUAAAAUAAUUGCACGAAAUCCACCAGAUUCAUACUUAUGGACCGCAUAUGCUGUAUUUGUGAAACAUCCUAUUAUAUUUUAUAUUGCAACUCUGAUAUAUCAUAUCAUACCUGCCAUCAUUUUGGAUUCUAUUUUACGUUUGUCUGCAAGGAACCCGAAAUUUCUGAAGAUUUACCGAAUGGUUUAUAUAGCUAACGUAGCCUUGUAUGCAUUUUUGUCGAGGACAGUUGAUAUCAGAAGCAAAAAUUACGUUGCAUUGGAAGACUCUUUACUGGAAUACGACAAAAAGUCAUUUUCCUUCAUGGCUUCCCGCAUACGACCAAAUUCUACAGAAACAAAAAGAGCGAUUUCUGUUAUCUGGAAAGGCAUGAAACAAUACCUGUUGAAGGAGAAACCCUAUGCUACUGAAGCAGAAAUGAAGAAAUAUGAAUGGGUGAUGUUUCUACAAAAGAAGGUAUUUCUCGCUGUCAGAGGAUCUAUCAUUUACGUCAUCAUAUCGAAGUUAUUUUCACCGUUGAUCACCUCUAAAUUCAAUGAGAUCAUGAGUUAUUAGCUGAAUCUCAAGAUAGGUUGCACAUUUACUUUCCGUUUCAGAAUGUAAUGAAUAACAAUAAAGAAUCUAUCC
Phaedon cochleariae (mustard beetle) is the source of this 1655-nucleotide messenger RNA. NCBI's taxonomy places the organism in Eukaryota, Metazoa, Arthropoda, Insecta, Coleoptera, Chrysomelidae. The record is from the annotation of a GenBank genome assembly.